UAACCUUGCUCUGCGACCGGGAGCAUCACUGAAGGAAUGUGAAUGUGUGUUUGGGUGUCCUCCUCUUGUUGCUAAUUGUUGAUGCAGUCCAGAGGGUCCUCUCGCAUGGUGAUUAAGGCUCAUUCCAGCUUUCAUCUGAUCUCUGUCCGCUCGGACCUACAAUGAUAAGCACCGAGAGUGUUUUGGAGAGUGGAGACCAGCCUUGCAUCCGGCUGGAGCCUCUGAAGACCACGCACUUGCCGGGCAAGGCGACGCCGACCGGUGGCAGCUGCGCUGCUCUGGUGGACGGCAGCCCCAAAGUGACAGCCAACGGGGUGCACGACAUAGAGGACCGGAUUCUGAGGAUCACCGGCUACUACGGCUACAACCCAGGCUACUCCAGUCAUAGAAGAGAGGACGGUUCAGAGUCUCAUGCAGAGACACCAGGCAGCGAGACCAGUGGAGAGAGCCGGUCCUAUCAGACAUGUACCAACACAGCUCUGAAGGUGCUGGGUGGUCUGCUGAUGGUGCUGUGUAUCUCCUCCUCCUGGGUGGGUACCACUCAGCUGGUUAAGCUGACCUUCCAGUCGUUCUCCUGUCCCUUCUUCAUCUCCUGGUUCAGCAGCAACUGGAAUAUCCUCUUCUUCCCCAUCUACUACUCCGGACAUGUGGUGAUCACAAGGGAGAAGCAGACCCCCAUUCAGAAAUUCAGGGAGUGUAGCAGGCUCUUUGGGGAGGACGGGAUGACUCUCAAGCUUUUUGUAAAGAGGACAGCGCCCUUUUCAAUCCUGUGGACGCUGACCAACUACCUGUACCUCCUGGCCUUGAAGAAGCUGACCGCCACUGAUGUGUCUGCCCUUUACUGCUGCCACAAGGCCUUCGUCUUUCUCUUGUCCUGGAUUGUGCUCAAAGACCGGUUCAUGGGUGUUCGGAUUGUGGCAGCUAUAAUGGCCAUCACAGGUAUCGUCAUGAUGGCUUAUGCUGAUGGUUUCCACGGUGAUUCCUUUGUGGGUGUGGCAUUGGCUGUGGGCUCGGCCUCUACAUCAGCGCUCUACAAGGUGCUGUUCAAGAUGUUCCUGGGCAGUGCCAACCUUGGAGAAGUCGCUCACUUCCUUUCCACUAUGGGCUUCUUCAAUCUCAUCUUCAUCUCCUGUGUGCCCCUCAUCCUCUACUUCACCAGAGUGGAACACUGGGGCUCCCUGUCCUCACUGCCUUGGGGAUACAUGUGUGGGCUGGCAGGACUGUGGCUGGUGUUUAACAUCUUGGUCCAUGUUGGUGUGGUGCUGACAUACCCCAUUCUCAUUUCCAUAGGGACUCUGCUCAGUGUACCAGGCAAUGCAGCCGUGGAUGUUUUGAAACAUGAGGUGAUCUUCAGUGUGGUGCGCCUGGCAGCCACCUGCAUCAUCUGCCUGGGCUUUUUGCUCCUGCUGCUACCAGAGGAGUGGGAUUCAGUCACACUGCGUUUCCUGUCCAACAUCACAGAUAAGAAGUCAGAGGAAAACGGCGAAGAGCUCACAGAGUCCAGUGUCAACACUCGAAGCCGCAGUCGAGCAAAUGGCGCUGUCUCAAUUCCCUUGGCAUGACACGGCAGAGCUCUGCUUGUAGCCUCUGUUAACCAGCCUUGAAGCCCUCAUGUUCUCCUAUUGCCCACCCAGGAGGUGUGGCGGGAUGUUCAGUCCUCAUGGACUCUAUCAGGAAGGCAGGAAGUAUUGUCUUGAACUUUAGACGGAGAUGGAGAUGUAUCUGUGUCUCUGCCACUUCACUGCAGGAGGGGAAACCAAGAACAUUUAUGGAUCUUGCAAAUUGAAAGGGUGGAAGUUAUUUACUUUCUUGAAAUACUUGCCACGCUCAGUCCCGUUCCUCGCACGUACCCAAACCAAGAGCUGUCUGUGCUCCCCUGACUUGCUCUGCGGACUGUAUUCUGUGAAUAUAAAUAUUGGCAGGGCCAGUUUGGCUCAAUCUUAUAUGUAUUUAUGAUAUUUAUUUAGAGCUGUAUCAAUAAGAGUAUUAUUUUAAGUCUUAUUGAAUAGUAUUACAUACAAGAAUGGCAAUUAUACUAUGCGUAAUGUACAGGCUAUUUUGGUUUUAUAAUAAAAAACUUAAAACCCACAUUCAUAGCAACGUAGUUGA
Larimichthys crocea (large yellow croaker) is the source of this 2109-nucleotide messenger RNA. It is a transcript of the gene slc35f4, whose product is annotated as solute carrier family 35 member F4. The record is from RefSeq and is a predicted model, not a curated record. The transcript has 7 exons. Bases 162 to 1562 code for a protein of 466 amino acids. Lineage: Eukaryota; Metazoa; Chordata; Actinopteri; Sciaenidae. Gene Ontology annotation, cellular component: membrane.